GAGCCGUCAGUAGAGAUUCCUUACACGUGCAUUAGAUAUUUUCAGUAAUAAAGCUUUUUACAAUGGCGAAAAAAGGCAAAUCGAAACCAGGUGGCAACAAGAGACAAACUAAAUGUAUCGUCACGUUUAAUGAAAAAGAUCGACAGGAAUACCUCACGGGCUUCCACAAGAGAAAGGUAGAGAGGAGGAAAGCGGCAGUGGAGGAAAUUAAGAACAAACUAAAAGAGGAGCAGAAGAGAGUCAGGGAGGAGAGACACAAGGAGUACAUGAAGAUGCUGAAAGAGAGAAAGGAGGCUCUUGAAGAGGCAGAUGAAUUGGAGGACCUGAUCACUGACACCACAGAAUCCAUACAGUUUGAUCAUCCAAACCACACUGUCACUGUGACAACCAUCAGCAGCCUUGACCUCACUGGGGCUAGUCUCUUGGGACCAGCAGCCAAUCAAGCAGGAGAAGAGAGUGAGGAUGAGAAAGGUGAAGACGAUGAAGAGGAGAAAGCGAGUGCGCUACCAAAGAAAGCUGGCGAGCCGAUCCUCUCUAAAAAGCUGUGCUCCCUCACGGCUUCCCUUCACGCUCACACCAAGCAGCGGAGGAAGGGAGGGAAGCUGCGGGGCAAGGGGCAGGAAGGACCGGGACGAGGCCGCGCCGCGGACAGGAAGCCAGGUGGCAUCGACAGGAAGUCCCGGCUGGGGAAGACCAGCAAGAGACACAGACGCAGACAGACGGGGAAGAACAAGUCGCAACAGGACUGAGAGAGGAGGCGGCUGCGUGGACGAGCAGUUUAUACUCGUGAUUUAGGACACAGAGCUGUUUCCUGGUCUUCGGAAUGUGUGUACUCCUUUAAACGUGAUCAGUAGAAGCACACCAAGCCAAUGAAAGGAGUGGAUACUCCAGAAGGAGACCAUGUCAUUUGGAGCCACUGGUUAGUGGUGCUGUGCACAGCAGCACGGCCCUCAUACUCUGGA
Messenger RNA from Megalops cyprinoides (Indo-Pacific tarpon), 962 nucleotides. RefSeq names its product nucleolar protein 12 (gene nol12). The record is from RefSeq and is a predicted model, not a curated record. Gene Ontology annotation, cellular component: nucleolus. NCBI's taxonomy places the organism in Eukaryota, Metazoa, Chordata, Actinopteri, Elopiformes, Megalopidae. Gene Ontology annotation, molecular function: RNA binding. Bases 63 to 749 code for a protein of 228 amino acids. The transcript is spliced from 6 exons.